CAAUGGCUACAUUCAUUCGUCUUAUGAAUAUUCAAUAGGUUGAUAUGCUUCGACAAACUUGAACAAUAUGUUUGACAGGUAUCAUAUGAUGUCAUAUUUCCUUUACCGAGAAAAACAUUUAGUCCUUGGUUUCGUCUCAUGAAUAUUCAGUAUCUGUCACUUGGUUGAGUGAAAACAAUGCGUUCUUUUGUAAGUUUUGUUUUAAAAACAACGAUAUUCAGUUCCUCCUUACAUUAGAGCACACGUAUAUCAGCACACACAGGUGCGUUGAAAACCGUGUUCUUGUCUGUGGAUCAAGUAACUUAUUAGGCCCACAUCCGCUGCGAAGAAAAUCUUCCCUUUACAACCUAAACAUGAGGUUCAGAGCUGUCUUCGUGCUUGUGCUGGUUUGCGCCCUGGUGCUUGAGACGGAGGCUUGGAGCCGCCGUCGAAGUUACUACACUCGCCGUCGGAGUUACUACACCCGUCGCCGGAGCUUCUACACUCGUAGGCGUACCAUAAGCGCAUCCGCGUCGUGCCCGGCACCAUACACCGCGUACCCUUCGAUCAAGUACAACUGCUACCCACCCUACGUACACGGGGAGGCUUGCUGGUGGAGGUGCCCAACAGGAUACAGGUACCACUCCGGCAGCCCUUACAGGCAGUGCAACAAUGGACGAUGGACCGGGACAAUCAUGUUUUGCAUAUAUGAUGUCGUCUCAGCCCUAUUCGGCAAGUAAGCCAGCAUCAAGAGUGAGAAUGGAAGUCCCCUAUACCAUUGCCGAAUGUACGGAGGGACUUCACACGAUGGCACGACCACAAACUUGGACGCGUUGAGACGUAUCAGACUUAGAAAUUUGUCAGACUUAGAAAUGUAUCAGAAUUAGAAAUGUAUCAGACUUAGAAAUGUAUCAGACUUAGAAAUGAAUCAGAUUUAGAACUGUAUCAGACUUAGAAAUGUAUCAGACUUAGAACUGUAUCAGAAUUAGAACUGUAUCAGAAUUAGAACUGUAUCAGAAUUAGAAAUGUAUCAGAAUUAGAAAUGUAUCAGAAUUAGAAAUGUAUCGGAAUAGGAAAUGUAUCAGAAUCAGAAAAGUAUCAGAAUUAGAAAGUAGCGGGAUGAGAAAUGCAACAGGCA
Branchiostoma floridae (Florida lancelet) is the source of this 1117-nucleotide messenger RNA. RefSeq lists its product as uncharacterized. Lineage: Eukaryota; Metazoa; Chordata; Leptocardii; Amphioxiformes; Branchiostomatidae. The transcript has 4 exons. The record is from RefSeq and is a predicted model, not a curated record. The coding region runs from base 354 to 719 and encodes 121 amino acids.